Molecule: messenger RNA, 4059 nt
Organism: Rhopalosiphum maidis (corn leaf aphid)
Lineage: Eukaryota; Metazoa; Arthropoda; Insecta; Hemiptera; Aphididae
Product: putative transcription factor SOX-15
Exons: 4
Coding region: 495-3137 (880 amino acids)
Biological process (GO): regulation of DNA-templated transcription; anatomical structure morphogenesis; cell differentiation
Molecular function (GO): RNA polymerase II cis-regulatory region sequence-specific DNA binding; DNA-binding transcription factor activity, RNA polymerase II-specific
Source: RefSeq, a predicted model, not a curated record
UCUCGCGCGGGCAAACGUAUACGCACACACGUCGGAUCUGCUCACCCGCGCACACGAAACGUCGUUCGAUCAUCGGUUUUUUUUUUUUUAAUUUUUCUAUUUUGUUGUUUCAAAGCUCCAUUAUUUUAUCAAAUAAAAAGUGAAAAAAAGUUAUCGACUCGUCGGCCAAAAAAUCCCUAGUGCGCUAAUUUGCUCUCAAUUGCGGUCGUAUGGACGUAUUAGUAAUAAAUUUCAAUUUUUUUCAACCGAAUUUUGUCGUGUCGUCGCCAGAUCGUUUUGGAAGAGAUAACAAUUGUAUUAUCGUAAGCACUUCCGACUCCUAUUAUCAGCAGCAGCCGGAACAUUCUAAAGACCGUUCCCGCGGUUUUCCGGCUAACGUCGGGUCAGUUUCAAUUUCGAUUCCCGGGUUUUUCUUUUUGAAUUUUUUCUCACCGUUUUCGCGUAAGACAUGUCGUUGACAUGACCGCGUUCCCACCAGGUCGCCGCCAACAACAAUGUCUUCUUCGUCUGGUGUCGCCGAUCCCGAACCGGACACUAUGAUACAGGACAAUAUCGCUGCGGCGUAUGCGCCGUCCGGUUACUCGAUAACCGAAGAUUUUAAGUUACAAACUCAUGGUCUGGACUCUCCACACCACCAGGGAUUGUACGGUGGCCUAGGUCACUCGCCCACUUCUGGUUCACCUUGUUCCGUAUACGCUUACCAGCCGUACCACCGGAACUACGGCGCAGGUCAGUUCCAUCAAUCGACGGCCGCCGAAAUUCAACAGCAGCAGCAGCAGAUACCAGUGACCCAAAUGGUAGUACCACCUCCGCUGUCAGCGCAAAAAUCCUCGGACGAUGCGGCAGCGGCGUGUUGGUUGCAGCAUAACGGCGGUGGAUCGGCUUUCGAACACCACCUGCACCACCAACAGCAGCUGUCGUCAGCCUAUCAGUCACAUCACCAGCAGAGGCAACAAGACAACAACGGCAUGACCGGAGGCGUCCAACAGCAGCAGCAACAGCAGACGGCCAAGAUGACACAGCAACAGCAACAGAAAGCGGUCAAGGAGCAGCGGAUCCGAAGACCUAUGAACGCGUUCAUGGUAUGGGCCAAGGUGGAGCGGAAAAAGUUGGCUGACGAAAAUCCUGACUUGCACAACGCUGACCUUAGCAAAAUGCUCGGAAAAAAAUGGCGAAGUUUGACGCCGCAGGACCGUCGGCCGUACGUGGAGGAAGCUGAACGGCUGCGGGUAAUCCACAUGCAAGAACACCCCAACUACAAGUACAGGCCCCGGCGCAGGAAGCACAACAAGCAGCGCGCGGGCUCGCCGACUUCCGUGGUCGGCGUGUCGGCGGCGGCGCAAGGCGGCUCCGGACAAUCGCCAACAUCUCGUCGCCCGAACUCGGCGGGACAAGUCAAGUUGGUCCAGUACCCGUCCAGCUCACCGUACCAGAGCUCGUCGUCGUAUUCGUCACCGGCCGUCCAUCAGCAGCAACCGUACGCGUACCAGCCGUACAGCCCGUCCAAGACGACGUCGCCUUACUACCCGAACAGCGAGAGCCCGUACUCGCCUGUCCGUGUGUCCGAGGUCAUCACUCCAGAGUCUUCGCCCACGUGUAGUCCCGAUCCGGACAAACCCGCCGGCCCGGCUAAGGCUACCGACGAGACCGGCGGCGGUGGACAGGCCCCGGACGGCGGGAUGCUGCAGCAGCGGUCAGCUAGCAAGACGCCCACGCUCCCCACGCCCGAACUGUCGCCCAUGGAACCAGCCACGGGCGCAGGCAAAGACCCACACCACCACUCGCAUCACCAUCAGCACCACGGUCACCAACACUUGCACCACCCAUACCACCGGUCCGACGUUGUCAAGUACGAACUCGACGACUUUGGCGGCUAUUACGGAAGCGGCAGUGGACAGAAACUGCUGAACAACAACAACAACCACCAUCGACAAUUCAACAACAACAACAACAACAGUCAGACGUCGUCUUAUCAACCGGCUCCCGGUUCGAUAGCGGCCAUGGGAGUGGCCAAGGGCAUGGUGAUGAUGUGCACCAAUCAGCGAUUGGCGUACGAACACAAUAAUAUAGUGACCGGUACGUUUUACCCGCCGAUAGCCACGUCCCAAGACCAGCAGGUUCUAGGACCAAACUCACAACACCAUCAACAACAGCAACAACAGCAACAGCAGCAGCAACAGCAACAGCAGCAACAACCUCAUUACGCCAACAGGCCGUUCUAUUCGACUAGUGGACUUCACGCUGCCGGCACCGCCGUCUAUACGAGCAGCCUAUCGUCGGCCACGGCCAUCGCGGCCGGAAGACCUCCGUCUGACGGAUACCACGCCGCUGGAAGUAUAUUGCAACAGCAACAAGAAGACCAUCACCAUAACUUACAGGGCUUGCAACAGCACAGACAACAGUCGACGGGUAACGAUUACCACGGUGGCGGUACGGGCAGAGGUAAUGGCGGCGAAAUCAUCGAGAUGAGCUUCGAACAUCAUCAAACGCCCUCGGAAAUGCUGUUGGCCAACCUGCAGCGGCCCAGAUCUCAGCAGUCCGACGUCGCGGCGGUGGACGCAUCGUCGUCUGUCGGAGCCAGCUCCGAACUCGAUCGGUACUUAAAGUAUAUGGCCCAACAGCCAGACAAUAAUCACAACUAUCAACAGCAGCAGCAGCAGCAGCAGCAACAACACAAUAUCAUGUUUGCCGGAAUACAACAAUCGCACAACCAACCACAACAACACCACCACCACCACCACCAUCAUCUCCAGCAGCAGCAACAGCAGCAGCAGCAGCAGCAUCAACAGCAGCAACAACAACAGCAACAGUAUAGUUCUUACUAUGCGCCGGCGGUGGUGCAACACGCCGUGCAUCAGGACGUCCAUCAUCACCACCAACAGCACCACAGUCCAUCGUAUCUGCUCAACAACUGCGGUAUAAAAAGCGAGUUCGGUGGUUACUCGUCUCUGGACUGCCUACCGCCACAGCACUAUCCCGACGUUCAGAACGUUCCGGCUACAGCCAACAUGCAGAGCGUGGCCGCAGCGGCUGCAGCCGCCGCGGGCCAAGUGUUGGCCGCCGGUGGUGGUGGAAAACCGGACGAGGAGUUCAGCGUCAUACUCGCGGACGUCCGGAAAACUUGCUAUAGCAGUUGAAGUCGUCUAAUGAUCUGGUUGGCGAACGUAACGGAAAAAGGAAAGCCGAAGCGAUUUGCGGUUUUGGUCCUGGAGACCGCUCUCCGGAAACGCGUUCGAAAUCAAACCUUUCGCGUUGUAAAGUUAUUGCGUUCUUCUCGUUGCGAUUUUUGUCAUAGUUUUCUAUUAUUAAUAUUUUAUUUAUUUUCGUAAACUCGUGCACCGCGCAAGAGGUUGUACAUAUAACGUCGUGUGUAAUGACACAUAUUUUAUUAAUGUGUAAUUGUUUUUGUAUAUAUUCGAUAACCACAUAGGUUCUGUGAUGAUUCGCUUUAUCUUGGGCGACACUGUUUUAUUAUUAUUAUUUAUCCGUGUUUAUGUAAUAUUAUAUAUAUAUACAUAUGUUAUCAUUAUGUAAGAGGACCUAUACGUUUUGCAAUAAGCGACAAAAAACGUGUUAUCAUAAACUAUAUUAUAUUAUUAUUAAUUAGAGUUAACGUAUUAUUAUUGCUAUCAAUUAUUAUUACAGGGUUUGUUAUAUGUAUAUGAAAUAGAUCAUUUUGUGACUAAAUAUAUAUUUUAUAAAUUAUUAUUAAUAUUGUACAUACGAACAUAUCUCUUUACGAAUGGGUUAAUUUUAAAUUCCGUUUUUCAACCACAGUCUUCCUACGAACGAACAACAUUUUUUAAAGUCGUAUAAUAAAUUAUACAGGAAUCGUGUCACAAUAAAUAUCGAUGAGUAUAUUUAUUUCUAUGUACCUUAUUUCUGCAUAAACAUAUUAACAAUUUUCGGUUGUAUUGAUUAUAUUUUGUAUACUGUUUUUACCAUGCUCGUAUUUGUUGGCUAUAUACUAUUGUGUGUAUACGUUAUAUUCGCAUGUGUUGUAAUUAUAUUUUAUUCCGUUAUUCAGUGUAAUAUGUAUAAUAUGUGUAUUUUUUUUAU